AAUUUUGCAUUUUUUUUUUUUAAUAUCAGUGCGUUCCGAAACUCAUCAGAAAAAGACGACUCAAGUUUUUCGCUCACUCGACCUUUCGAGUUUACAAACGUUGUGCGUAUCUGUUUUGUGUCGCUCGGGAAGUCCGGGAGUCCGGGGAAGAAGUCUUAUCAGACAGAAAAAAUUUGAUUUUCGCACAUUUUAAUCUCGUUCGAUAGUCGGAGUUACUCGGUCCGCGUUUCCUGCUCGUAGCGUGUUCAACAAUUCAGCAAAAUUGUUGUAACUCGUUAAAGUUUCAGCGAUACCACUCGCCGAGGACGUCGGCGUUGGUCAGCGAGUCGAUAAUUUGCUGAUCGCGCGCGCCCCGUCGAUGCCAGGCGACAAUCUGAUUCCGCGAGGAUGAACGUCGAGGAGAAGAGGCUCAGGACGUUCCGCGAGUGGCCGGCGAACGCCGCGAUCGAUCCGGCGCGACUCGCGAAAGCGGGAUUCUACUACACCGGGCACAUCCUGGAGGUGCAGUGUUUCCUGUGCGGCACGAGGAUAUCCGAUUGGAACUACGGUGACCAAGCUAUGGUACGUCAUCGACUGAAGUCGCCCAACUGCCCCUUCGUCCUCGCCCCAACCAGCACCUGCAACGUCCCGUUGAUACUGGGGACAGCCGACAAUGACAACAAUGCCGCUGGGGAAUCGACGGCGCAUCGCCAAUCGCCGCCGGAUCCGCAACGUUCCAGCGGUGUCGAGGACGACCCGGACGUACCGCAGAGCCUGACGGAUCCCUCGAGGGAGUACGGCACCUUUGCACAAAGGCUACAGUCGUUUAAAACUUGGCCGAUUACCAGUAUUGUCCAUCCGGAGCAGCUGGCCUUGGCAGGAUUUUACUAUCUUCAAAGCAAAGAUGUGGUGGAAUGCGCAUUUUGCAGAGGGAUUCUAAUGAAUUGGAAACCUGGUGACGAUCCGGAUUGCGCGCACAGAAUGAGUUUUCCAAAUUGCGAUUUCUAUAUGAAACGGGACACAGGAGAUGAUCUAUUAGGACUGGUCAGAGUCAUGCCUGAGGCUAUAACGAACAUGAAAGAAUUAGGAAUACAGAAACAUAAGGCACCCCAAAGGCCAGAAUAUGCAACAUAUGAAAAAAGAUUGCAGACCUUCAGGGGAUGGUCGAAAAAUCUUAACCAAACCCCCGAGAUGUUAGCUGAGGCUGGGUUCUAUUACAGCGGAUAUGAAGACCAAGUUAGGUGUUUCCAUUGCGACGGAGGACUACGAAAUUGGCAACCAACGGAUGAUGUGUGGGUUGAACACGCACGGUGGUUUUCACAUUGUGUCUUUGUAAAUCUUGUGCGUGGACAUGAAUUUGUCAGAUAUUGCAUUAAUAAUAGAACUCCUUUGGAUUUUUCGAUUUUUACUGACGUAUCGGAAGAAGAUAAUCCUAUAGAAUCUUCAGUUGAAUCUUUUUCCUCGACUUCACAAUCUGGCGAAACAGAUAUGGUAGCAUCUGUGGCUGAUGUCGUAGAAGAAACUUUAGUUGCAUCUUUUCCCACGGUUUCACAACUUAGAGAACUAGAUACAACAGUAGGUACUACAGAAGCACCUUUUUCGACAGUUUUACAACCCAGCGUAUCGAUAACAAAUGCAGCGGUUGAAAAGCUCUUAGAAACAGCUCCAGCCAAGGCUGCUCUUGAAAUUGGGUUGCACGUAGGCAGAGUAAAGAGAGCUCUAAAGAAAAGAAUGGAGAGAAUUGGCAAACCGUAUACAGAUGUUGUACAACUCAUACAAGAUGUUCUACACGAUCAAGUUAUGGAAGAGGAUAAUAGGCUCGACAACAGUACUUCUAACUCACCAACCUCGGAAUUGAACAACUUAUUUAAUCAAGUCACUAUGCAAAUGACUAAUAAUUCCGCCAAUAAAAAUAGUACACAGGAAUCUGACGCAUUCGAAAGCGACCCCGGAAAGAGAACGGAUAAUGAAUCAGAUGAUCUUAUAUCUUUGCGAGAGGAAAACAGAAAAUUGAAGGAGGCUCGUUUAUGCAAAGUUUGUAUGGAUCACGAACUAGCCGUAGUAUUUUUACCUUGUGGACACUUAGCAACGUGCAACAACUGCGCACCGGCCCUUGCGAGCUGUCCGUUAUGUAGACUGGGGAUUCGUGCUUACGUCCGUAUUUUCUUGUCCUAAAUUAGAUUAUACACAUAAGCGCCAAACCAAGCGCGAUUCAUGGUUCGAGAUUUAUAGUUCGCUAUGCGUGUGAGAUUUGCAUGGGAACAGCGGAACAGUUUUCGAUGACAUCAAAAGACACGAAUCAUCAUGAGUCAGACAGUUCGUGGUGAUGCGCGAUUUGUUUAUGUAUGGAGUUGCACAAUACGCACAGUACACCACGAAUCCAUUAUCAGUCGCAAAUAAUGAAUGGCAAAUCAUGAAUCAUGAGUCGCGCAUAAUCCAGCGCUACCUUAAGCUAGGCCUCUGAAAAUGUGACGAAAAUUGGGUGAGAACCACUAAAAAAUCUCGAAUUCGAGCCGUUUUUUCAUUCAACUUAUUUAUUUUAUGUAUUUUACAUACAAAUAUCUUUUAAUUAUCAAUUUUUUUUUUAUGAGCAAAGGUAGAACUAAACUGCUAAACUGCUCAGUUUAUAACGAUCCAUUACAAAGUGCUCUUCUUAUAGCGACUCUUUUUCUUGUAUUAAUUUUUUUAUUUUGAAAAUGACAAUAACACUUAACAAUGCAUAUUACGCGACAAGAUAUUUCAUUGGAUAUAUCGUGACUAUAAAAGUGGAAAAGUAUUAAAAAAAAAAAAAAGCUUGAACAAACCAAUAAUAGUUGCAAUUGAUUACAUAGGCUUGACACUAUCGACCUAUAAUAAUUGUUAUCCGUGUUAUCGACAGUUUUUACAGAUUUACAGAUAAGUGCUAUCACUAUCGUUGUUAACUUCGCAGAAUAUUACUCUAAUAUUGUAUUAAGAUCGUUGGCUCGAAGAUAUAACUGCUAUAUUGUUUGCAUUAAUAUCUUCGUACGUUAGAUACAUCACAAUCGAAAGAUAUAAUCCAGUCGAUACAAAGUGCCAGUUGACGAUAUCGUUUAUUUAAGUAGAGCUAUAUUGAUGAUAUACGAGUCGAAGUCUUUCGACGAGACGAAGCUAUUGUAAUUUAAAUGAUGUUGCUUAAAACAUAUUUAUCAGGACACGUACAAAAGAGACACAAUCUCGCUUAAAUGCUGAUAGUCCCCACAUCGUCGCGUCGCGAUAAAGUAUGUGGUCUGAUAAUAUAUAUCGCAGAUAAAAUGGCCAAAGCUAUAUAGAAAUCAGUGCUGUUGCGUUUGUCGAGGGUGAGUACAAGCAACAUAAAGUGAUCGAAACGACAGACGAUUGUCGAUUCGAUCAUUUUAGAAACAAACAAAUCAGAAGUAAUAUACAUAGAUAUAUCCAUACUAAUUGCUAGUCUUAGCACUGUAAGCUUGAGAGGGCGAACUCGGCCAGGAUCGUACCAAAGAAAUGAAUGAAGAAUCAAGUACCUUCGUAUUCGUACAAUUUCAUUUAGAACGCAGGUGCAAGAUAGUCGAUAGAGAUUUAAUAUAAAUGUGAUAUCGCCAGUGUCUACGAAAUGAAAACGUAUAAUAAUUAGCUGUAGAUAGGCGAACUGUUAUGUAGGAUAUCGAAGAAAAUAUUUUAUGUACAGUUUUACGAUCGCGUGUAGCAUUGCAGUCAUAGAAAUCCGUCGCGUAGUCGAUGUCACAUGUCGUGUACACACUUUUUAAAAUAAUAAGAGAAUUUCUACA
Messenger RNA from Temnothorax curvispinosus, 3746 nucleotides. RefSeq names its product baculoviral IAP repeat-containing protein 7-A-like (gene Diap2). The transcript has 8 exons. Gene Ontology annotation, biological process: regulation of cell cycle; positive regulation of protein ubiquitination; negative regulation of apoptotic process. Gene Ontology annotation, molecular function: ubiquitin protein ligase activity; cysteine-type endopeptidase inhibitor activity involved in apoptotic process. The record is from RefSeq and is a predicted model, not a curated record. Gene Ontology annotation, cellular component: cytoplasm; nucleus. The coding region runs from base 388 to 2154 and encodes 588 amino acids. Lineage: Eukaryota; Metazoa; Arthropoda; Insecta; Hymenoptera; Formicidae.